Brassica rapa (field mustard) is the source of this 12461-nucleotide messenger RNA. RefSeq names its product helicase and polymerase-containing protein TEBICHI. Gene Ontology annotation, biological process: double-strand break repair; DNA-templated DNA replication. Gene Ontology annotation, molecular function: DNA-directed DNA polymerase activity; DNA binding; ATP binding. Lineage: Eukaryota; Viridiplantae; Streptophyta; Magnoliopsida; Brassicales; Brassicaceae. The record is from RefSeq and is a predicted model, not a curated record.
AUUCCUUCACCCUCUUUGCGGAUGUGAAAGCCUGGCGCUGCCCCAACACUUUUGAGGUUCGUUUGCUGCAUUUUUUGGGAGGCGAGGAACACGUUAGGAAAGUCAGUGAACUCAUGAGUCUUGACAUGGUACGAUGAGCAGGUUCUGUAAGUGUGAACGUGUAUCCAGUUUCAGUCAACAAACAACUUCGUGGUAUGUGUCUUUAGUUUGAGUACUGUUUUUGUUUUUUUUUGUGAUAGCAUGUGUUAACUUAAUCCCAUUAAAUCAUUUCUCAUAUAUAAUUGGUGUGCUAAGUUCAAUCGGGAGCACAAUCACCGACAGUAUAUCCGGGUCCAGUGUGUAAUGCUAACUCUGCGUCUAAAAAGGUACCUUGAAUUGUUUAACCUCCAUUUGUUACAAUAGAUACUCUAAUGUAUACUUGCGACUCUAAAACUUUGGUUUUUGUUUUUUUUUCGCAGGGAUGUAAAUGUUCGUGUUAGUAUGUUUGACUAUUUGGCUCUUGCAUUUCAUAAAAAAAUGAUAGCUACAGGAAAGAGCUUAAAAUUGUGCUUGCCACCAACAUUAAUCCUAAGAUAGUUGGGGGUAAGAGACAAUCUUUUUUCACUGUAGUUGCAUUUUAACAUAGGUUCAACAAAUCUAUACAAUAGAGUGUUUGUUUUGAACUGACAUUCUCUUAAAAAAAAACCAUAUGCGAUGUCAGGCCGGUUAGUUCUGAAGGCCACUUCUGGCACACAUAUCUACUUUGAUUCUGAGACAGCUGCAGGAAAAGAAGAAUUUGACAAGUAAGUCCCCUCAUUCUGAUUAGAUAAUCGCAACUUUGGUCUUGUCCUGAUGAAUGGAAUUUCUACUUUGUUCACUGUUUUUCAAGCUCAGCCCAUUGCAGAUUGACAGGCGAUGGAACAGACCAGACAGCGUCUUCAUUAAAGCUGGUUCAUGCCCAAAAAAUUGAACCUCUAACCGUUGCUGGGCUUAGCCAAUAGGUUAUUACUGUUGAUCCUCAGGUGAAGUUUGGUCGAUUUAAAUUUAAUAUUGUUUGAGAUUAUUCUUCUUUUUUGUCUGCUUCUUCUGCACUUUACAGAUAAUUGAGUUUCUUUGCACAGCUAAAGUGACUGGAUGUUCAAAGAAACUUGUCCAAGAGAUAUAUUCCUUCAAAUGUGUCGCAUGUGAUGAAACUAAUGUUGUGGUUGCACUCAAGUAAGAAAAGAGGUGUUGAUGCUCAGGUAGACACUGAACUGCCUCGGUCCCUUGCUGAGAUUGUUGGGAAUACAUACACCUUCCAGCUCAAGUUAAAGGACUUCAAUUUUACUUCAAAGCACCAAACCUUCACCAUUUCUGGCGUCUUUCCUUCGAGAGAGCUUGCACCUGCGCCAGCCUUUGUUGUGAAUGUUGGUCUCUUUUCUUAAUGUGAAUCUGCUGCUAUCUGUAUAUAAUCUAUGUGUUUGUUACCUUAUUAAUAGGAAGGUGCGCAGGUCCCUGAAGCAUCGCAGCCUGAAGUUGUGACAACGGGAUCUGAUGUCAAAGUUGAUAACACUUGCUCUGUUAGAGGUGCCAUCUACAUUGGAUGGUUCACUUGCCGGACAUACAGCAUCAGCCAGUGAGCAAGUCGCUUUGGAAGAGAAUGCACCGAAGAAACCACGUUUGGAAUGAGUCUACUAUGAGAAACAACCACGUCUUCUCUUUAUCAAAUAAUUGCUUUUGUAUCUUUCAAUUUCCUUUGAAUCAAUUUCCCUUUUUAUAAUACUCAAUGUGGUGGUUGUUUUAAUUAGUAAUAAGUCAUAUUUUCAAUUUUCUUUAGUUCUAUUUCUCCUUUUAGACUUUCAAAUUUCUUUAGCUUUAUUUCUCCUUUUUAAACUCUAUGUGGUGGUGGUGGUUGUUCCAAUUAGUAAUGCAAGUCAUUUUCAGAAUUGGAUCUGUGAAGUCAAUAGUCAUGCACCCUUGCAUAGAACGUUCAAACUUGCAAUGCUUAUAAAACCGUUUAGGCUACAGAAAAAUGUUUACUUUCCAGUUGCACCCAUAAACAACAUGCGGCUCGCAACACAUUUUUGCCUCAACAUCUAUGAUGUUCAGGGCAAGCUUAGGAAUAAUAAACUGAAAAUAAUUAAUUCACAAUUAUACAAUCCAAAGUUCAUACACCGAACUUUUUAAGCACAUAAGAUUUAAAACAAUAACAUUGAAAAAAACACGACAACCGUUGCGUCCAAGGUAUUGGCCACUAAGAACUUCAAACCAAAGUCAUACACUAUGGUCACUAAUCACUAUCAAUUGGAUCGGGAAAAAAUAUCAUUUUUAACAUAUUUUCGUCUUCAUUCUUUUUAACAUAUUUUCUUUACUAAAACCAUUAAGUAAAUUAUAAAUUUAUUUAAAAAUAAAACAUACAAACCCGGCGCGUAGCGCCGGAAAACCACUAGUUGUUUUUAUUUUGAAGUUUGCAGAAUCCAAUAAACGUUCAAGCUUGGUAUUGCUGGAACAUCAUUCUCAAUAUACAAAGAGAUGGUAUAUCUAAUCUAUAAAAAAGGAAAAUUAGUGUUGAUGCAAUUGAAGUUUGUUUAAAAUGUAGAUGUUACUUUGUUAUUUAAUGAUACGUUAUGUUUCAUUAGGAAGACACUAUGUUACUUUUAAAAUAAAAGAAUUACGUAGCUGUAAUGUAGGUGUUUCUGUUUAAAUAAAAAGAAUUUCGAAAAUAUUGAUUUUAAUUAAAGGCAUGUGUUUAAAUAAAGUUAGUGGCUGUGUAUUGUAAAUACUUUAAGAUUCUAAGGUGACCUCAAAAAAAGCCUUCAGUUUUAAUAGUAUUGAUUGAUUAUUUGUUUAAUAUGAUCCAUGCCCACAAAACCUUUUUUGGCAAACACACAAAAAUUCAUCUGUCUUUUUGUCUUCUUCAAGAAAAGUCUUGCUCUGAAAUAAAGAUUACUUUCUUGAAAUAGAAAACGAAAAUUGGGAGAUACAUCCUCCAUCGACACCAAUCUUUACAGGCAUUUCACUUCUCACUUAUUUUUUUUUUGAUCAAUAGAUCAUACGUUCAUCUGAAUCAUUUUUGAUAAAUCGAAACGCACUUACACACACACACACACAUAUAUAUAUAUAUAUUAUAUAUAUAAUUUUUUUUUUGUCUUUCCAAAAAAGGGUUGCAUGUCGAAUCUGAUAUCAUAACUUUUUAAUCGGAUGAGCUUCAUAUUGUUUUGUAUAUCCAAAAAAUAUCUGUAAGAAAAGACAUUUCUCCAUCAAAAAAUCACACGAAGAUCGAGAGUUCAAGGAUCCAACUACUCCAAAAUGGUCACGUAAAUAUAAUCUAAAUUCUUUUUGAAAUUCUAAAGAUAAUAGGUUAAUCUGACCGAUUUACAAAAAAGUUUAAAAUCGAAAUCUAACUUUGUUUUUCUUUUUCGAAAUGUUGCAUGUCGAACGAUGGGUUGUGCGGAUUAUAGGAGUGACUUCUGAUGGUUUCAGAUAUAAUUGACAAAAAUAAGCAAUAAAGUUUGAUAUUGUUCAAACUUUGUCAAAACCAUUAAAGGUUUGUAAUCGAAAUGAUUUCUUUCUUCAAAAAAAAAUACUCUAUUUCCUGCUCUAAGAUUUGAUAUUCGCAACAUUCAUUGUAAAAUAUAGAUUAGUCUGUAAUCGAACAGAACUAUUAAAUUUUAUAUAAAAAUGAUUUGUGAUUCAGCUAUAUUAGUUAUGUUUUCUUUAUUGCAGCAUUCACAGGAGUUAACAUGUUGUGCCGUUGUACUACUCAAAUGAAAAGGACUGCAAGAAAUAAGUAAUAUGCAAUGAUGCUCAAAAAACGAAGGACUGGUGGCUAUUUAUAAUCAUAAAUGUAUAUCUAAAAUAAUCGUUUGUUGUGUAUCUAUAAAAUAAUCAGAUUAUUUCCUUUACCUCAUGUAGUUGAAUCUAGAAAUCUAUGAUAUGAAGUUUUCCCUCGGUACCAUUGAACUUUAUAGGAUCUACAAAGAUUGAAAACAUAUAAAUUAUUUGAUCAAUAUGCUAUUGCUAAAACUGUAAAAUGUUAAAUAUUUUUGUUUUUGAAUUAUCUUAAACUUUGUUGUCUGCAAACACGAUCGUUUGUCCGAUCAAAUUUUUUUUAAUGUAGUUUGAAUUUUGAAGCCCUGCAAAAAUUAUAACAAUGAUCACAUGAAAAGAAAACAUACGCAAAACAGCAAAACGUAUUGAACUAUUUAAGUUUUUCUUCCAUUAAUUAACGAAAACAUAGACGCUUUUUGAUGAACCUGAUUUCGCUACAAUAACAAACAUAAAAAAAGUAAUCGUUCAAGUUGAUAUAUAUUUACGUUUUUAUCUGCAUUCGGAUGUUUCCAGGUGGUACUUUCACAUGAACGCUCCAUGCAGAUUUGAAAGGCUUAAGAACAGUUAGAUUGCUGAUUUUGAUUGUGGAACCCAUAAGUGUAUAUCACAGUUUUGGAGGUUUAAAAUGGUUAUUUUUGCUGGGUUUGAAAGGAUAAUUAUAUACUUCUUAUCGCAUGUAAAUUAUUAGGAUAGCAAACCAACUAAAUCGUUUUAAUUUAGGAAUAUUCUAGGUAUAUAUAUUAUUCGAUAUCUUAUAAGUUACAACAAUCUAUUCUUUAUGUUUUUGGAUGAUUAAAGUUGUUCAAUUUAGAUAAGAUAUAACAAUAUAGUUGCGAUAUUAUACCAGUUUAUUAGAUAGAAUAUCACAAUGUGUUGCGAUUAUACAGGGUAGUUUAUACUUAAUUAUAUAUUAAAAAUUUUGCAAAAUAAUUGCAUUUGAAAAAGAUUUGCAAAUAAGCUUUAGCGAGUUUGUUUCAUAGUUGUUAAUCUCAGAAUUUAUAUUAUGUGAAUUUUAUAAAAUAAACAAAUCUGAUAAAAUCAUAGCAAAUUAAUACUGUGUAACUUGAAAUGAAUAAUUAUUGCAUUUUUCUAUUGUUUUUGUUUUUGGUGUACAUUUUGCUACGUGAAUUAGUUGUAGACUAUUGUGCUUUACAUGAGUACUAAAUUUCAAACAUUACAGGUAUAAACGUUGAUGAUGAACUGGUGAAGAAGGAAGAUGUCAAGAUGAUGAAGUGGUGAAGAACAGUAUGGUGGCGAAGAGGAUGCUACGAUCUCUUUCUAGGUUUUAUUUCCAUAUUUGCUUCGUAAUUGUUAUUUUCCUGUCGGUUCUUGCAAUAUCAAAUUCUGUUUGUAUUAUAUGGUUGAAUAAUCAUGGUUUAAAUAAACUAUAAAUCUUUUAAAUAGAGGAUAAUAACUGUGAUUUACAAAAAAAAAAUAAAAACAUUUAAUUAAAAGCAUAGACUAAAAAGAUAUCAGUGGCAGAGAUCUGUAAAUAUUUCAAAACUUCAACGGGACCUCAAAAAAAACCUUUCAGUUUUAAUAAUAUUGAUAAGGUUGCUCUUUGUCAUGGAGUGCCAACGGCACAACAGUUUUUGAAAAAAAAACUCAAAUAUUUGUAUACCAAAAAGGCAAAAACUUUAUGGUUCAAAAUUGUAAGUUUGAAUAUAUAAUAGAGAGAGAGAGAGACCUCUCUGACUGUGUAUAGAAGGGAGGAAAUCAAAAUUCAAACGCACGGAUUCUCCUCACUCCUUCGACGCUGAAAUCGCCGUCUAGGGUUUUCUUCUCCGGUGGUUACUCUUCUUCCUCCUCCUCCGCCCCCAUGGAUUCAGAUUCCUCAAGGUCGCGGAUUGACCAGUUUUAUGUUUCGAAGAAGAGGAAACACCCGUCACCAAAUUUGAAGUCUGGGAGGAACGAGAAACAUGUGAAGGUGACUGGAGAAAGGUCUCCUGGAGAUAAAGGAACUUUGGACAGUUACUUGAAAGCAUCUUCCCUGGAAGAUGACAAGAACACUACCAACAGUGUGUUGCAGGCAAGGCAGGAAGCGUUUACGAAAAAACUGGAUUUGGAGCGCCUGCCUAAACCUGCCAGCGCUGGAACUUCUAAAGGAUGUUUGAACCAACAGAGCGGAUCUCAAGUCUUGGAUAAAGAAGGUGUUGCUACGGUUGCAACAGAUGGUUUGCUUUGUGCCAACCAGAAAGAUAAUUCAGAUCUAAGAGACUUUGCCACUGGUUUCUUGUCCUUGUAUUGUAGUGAAGUGCGGUCUGUUGUUGGCCCACCUCCACAUCAGAAUGCAAAUGAACGGAAGCGUCCAAGCAGUUCAUCACUACUUGCUCAAGAUAUGCAAGUUUCUCACAAGAUGCGUUGUGAUUCCCAAAAUAUACCAUCACUGGAUGAACUUGCACAUCCUCUCGGUAGUAAGCCUGAAUCAAUCAGUGACAAGAGAGAUACAUCUGUUUCAGAACCUAUGCAGAAGAUUCCAAGCAAUCAAUCUGCUGAAAUCUCAAUGGGCUUGAGGAAGUGUACUAAGGCACCUGAAUCAUCGACUCAUCUCACUGAAUGCCACACGCCUGGAUCAGUCGUCAAGUCACGUCCUGUUGGAACCCCUAAGUCAGGAAGCGGUAGCAUAAUGUUCUCACCUGGAGAUUCUUUCUGGAAUGAAGCAAUUCUAUUUGCUGAUGGUUUGUCAAUGCCAACUGAAAACUCUGGUUCCGUAGAAGCUAAAGAUGGAGGUCAGAAUAGCGAAAAAGCAGAUAAUUGCAGUGAAAACUUAAAGAAAACUUUAGGCUUAGACGAAAGCAGAGUCAAGGAUAAAGAUGCCAUUGGUUAUUCAAAGGUCGGGGAGAAGCAUGGGAGAGAUUUUAAUAGAGAAGUAUCUCCGCUUCCUGUCAAGAAUCUGGAACUUUUGUUUCAAGAUAAAAAAACAAAUGGAGGUACCCGAGAGCAAUGUGCUUCAUUGGAUCAAAAUAACAUUACUCGAGGAAACAUUACGGUCUCUGAAUCUGUUCUUGUUGAAAAUAAAGGACGUGGAACUCUUGAUAUUGCCAGUAAUGCUCAGGCAAAUAAACAUUUGAUAGGCAGGAAGUAUCCAGAACCUGAAGGAAAGCAAGUUUUAGUGUGCCAGGACAAUCAUAGUGUAAGAUCUGUUUCUAUGAUAAGCAACAUGAGGAAACCAGCUGAUUCUAGUGAAUCUGAAGAAAGCUAUACUCCUUCAAGCUCUCAUCAUAACAAAGAUGGUUUAAGUCUGAGCACCUGGCUUCCCUCAGAAGUUUGCAGCGUAUACAAUAAGAAGGGAAUAUCUAAACUCUAUCCAUGGCAGGUUGAGUGCCUUCAAGUAGAUGGUGUUUUGGAGAAAAGGAAUCUGGUAUAUUGUGCUUCCACAAGUGCUGGUAAAAGUUUUGUUGCAGAAGUCUUGAUGCUGCGCCGGGUCAUAACAACAGGAAAAAUGGCAUUGCUUGUGCUACCUUAUGUAUCCAUUUGCGCUGAGAAGGCGGAACACCUUGAGCUCCUUCUUGAACCACUUGGUAAGCAAGUUCGUAGUUACUUUGGAAAUCAGGGUGGUGGAACACUUCCUAAAGGCACUUCUGUGGCUGUCUGCACGAUUGAGAAGGCAAACUCUUUGAUAAAUCGCUUGCUUGAAGAGGGUCGUUUGUCUGAACUUGGGAUAAUUGUUAUAGAUGAAUUACACAUGGUGGGUGACCAACAUAGGGGUUAUCUGUUGGAACUUAUGCUGACUAAACUUCGUUAUGCUGCCGGUGAAGGCAGUUCAGAGUCUAGUAGUGGUGAGAGUUCAGGGAAUAGCAGUGGCAAGACUGAUCCUGCUCAUGGCCUACAAAUUGUGGGUAUGAGUGCUACAAUGCCGAAUGUCGGAGCAGUUGCUGACUGGCUUCAAGCAGCUUUAUAUCAGACAGAGUUUCGACCAGUUCCGCUAGAGGAGUAUAUCAAAGUUGGUAACACCAUUUAUAAUAAGAAGAUGGAAGUUGUGAGGACUAUACCCAAAGCUGCUGAUAUGGGAGGAAAAGACCCAGACCAUAUCAUUGAGCUUUGUAACGAGGUUGUUCAAGAGGGCAACUCAGUGCUGAUAUUUUGCUCGAGUCGAAAAGGAUGUGAAUCAACUGCUAGACACAUUUCAAAGCUCAUUAAAAGAGUGCCCAUAGACGUUGAUGGUGAACAUAGUGAGUUUAUGGAUAUUCAGUCUGCGAUUGAUGCCCUGCGAAGGUCUCCAUCUGGAGUAGAUCCUGUACUAGAAGAAACUCUUCCCUCUGGGGUUGCCUACCACCAUGCUGGUCUUACGGUAGAAGAACGAGAGAUAGUUGAGACCUGUUACCGUAAAGGUCUUGUACGUGUCUUAACAGCUACAUCCACACUGGCGGCGGGGGUUAACCUGCCUGCAAGGAGAGUCAUUUUUCGGCAACCAAUGAUUGGCCGUGAUUUUCUUGAUGGAACAAGGUACAAGCAAAUGGCUGGUCGAGCUGGGCGGACUGGCAUUGAUACAAAAGGAGAAAGUGUGUUGAUAUGCAAACCAGGAGAACUCAAGAGAAUAAUGGCACUUCUAAAUGAGAGCUGCCCACCUUUGGAGUCUUGUUUAUCUGAGGACAAGAAUGGAAUGACUCAUGCAAUAUUAGAAGUUGUGGCAGGUGGAAUUGUUCAGACUGCCAAAGAUAUACAUCGCUAUGUUAGGUGUACUCUUCUGAAUUCUACAAAGCCUUUUCAAGAUGUGGUCAAAUCAGCUCAGGAUUCCCUUCGGUGGCUGUGCCACAGAAAAUUUCUUGAGUGGAAUGAAGAGACGAAGUUAUACACUACAACACCCCUUGGACGUGGAGCUUUUGGCAGUUCACUCUGCCCAGAGGAGUCACUUAUUGUGCUGGAUGAUCUUCUAAGAGCACGUGACGGACUAGUUAUGGCUUCUGAUUUGCAUUUGGUCUACUUAAUCACACCAAUUAAUGUUGGUGUUGAACCAAACUGGGAGCUGUAUUAUGAACGGUUUAUGGAACUGUCUCCUUUAGAACAGUCUGUUGGCAAUAGAGUUGGAGUGGUCGAACCUUUUCUGAUGCGCAUGGCACAUGGUGCAACAGUGCGCACUCUAAAGAAACCACAAGAUGUGAACAAAAAAUUGCGUGGAGAAUAUAACAAUCGGCAUGGUUCAACUAGCAGUAAGAUGCUUUCAGAUGAAGAGAUGCUUCGAGUGUGCAAACGAUUUUUUGUUGCUCUCAUCUUGUCAAAAUUAGUUCAGGAAGCUUCUGUGUCUGAGGUUUGUGAAGCCUAUAAAGUGGCUAGAGGUAUGGUUCAAGCGCUACAGGAGAACGCUGGAAGGUUUUCUUCCAUGGUUUCGGUGUUCUGUGAAAGGCUUGGAUGGCAUGAUCUAGAAGGCUUAGUUGCCAAACUCCAGAACCGUGUUUCAUUUGGUGUCCGAGCUGAAAUUGUUGAACUUACUAGCAUUCCAUAUAUAAAGGGUUCAAGAGCUAGAGCGUUGUACAAAGCUGGCUUGCGUACAUGUCAGGCGAUAGCUGAAGCAUCCAUCCCUGAAAUUGUCAAAGCUCUCUUUGAAUCUUCAGCGUGGGCUGAAGAAGGUACUGGACAGAGAAGGAUACACUUGGGAUUAGCCAAGAAAAUCAAGAAUGGGGCGCGCAAAAUUGUUCUUGAGAAAGCAGAAGAGGCGAGGGCUGCUGCAUUCUCUGCAUUUAAGUCGCUUGGUUUGGAUGUUCAUGACCUUUCAAAUCCCUUGCCGUUGCCUCCUGCUAGGAGUCCCAAUGGACAAGUAACUAUUGAGAGAGAUAUCUCUGGAGGCUCUGUUGGUCCUAAUGGACCACAACAUAUUCCAGGACGAUCAAGCAUGGAGGGGCACAUGGAACGUGGGAACUUUGACACGGAUAAUCACAGAGAAAAGCCAAGGGACGUAGCAGGUACUGCCUUAGGGGUUUCAUCAGAAGUUAACUUGGCCGAUCCUCUUCCUGAAAUCCAACCGAUAGGAACUACAGUUGGCACUGAUGGACCUAAUGCUGUUAGUUUUCUUUCUAGUGAUGACAGAGAGAUCAAAAAUGAGGAUAAUGCUGAGCAGCAAUUGACCAGGAGUGCCCAUAUUCCUCUUAGCAAUAAGGAUAAUGCAGGUGAAAAGGGUCCACUAACUGCAGGAAAUAUUAGUGGCGGAUUUGACUCUUUCCUGAAGCUCUGGGAAUCUGCUGAGGAAUUUUUCUUUGAUAUCCACUAUAGUAAGCUACAAAAUUUGAAUUCUCGCAUCUCUUAUGAGAUACAUGGAAUUGCGAUCUGCUGGAAUAGCUCUCCUGUAUACUAUGUCAAUCUUAACAAGGAUCUUCCCAAUAUGGAAUGUGAAGAAAAAGAAAAGCUUUUCAAGGAUGCAGUUAUUGACAAGAAAGAGGUUUUGGGUACCCAAAACAUGCUUGAUGUUAUUAAAGCUAGGUGGAACAGAAUCAGUAAAAUAAUGGGGAAUGAAGAAAAGAGAAAGUUCACUUGGAACUUGAAAAACCAGAUUCAAGUUCUCAAGAGUCCUGCCAUUUCAAUCCAAAGAUGCGCUCGCCUGAAUAUUGCAGAAGUGGUCAGGGACCAUGAGUUGGUGGAUGGAUCUUGGUUGGUGAUGCUUCCACUUCGCAUAAGCCACACCAUUGACAUGGGCAUCGUGUCAUGGAUUCUUUGGCCAGAUGAGGAAAGACACUCAAAUCCAAACAUAGAUAAGGAGGUAAAGAAAAGACUGUCCCCAGAGGCAGCUGAAGCUGCAAAUCGCAGUGGCAGGUGGAGGAAUCAGAUCCGAAGGGUUGCCCACAAUGGCUGCUGCAGACGGGUUGCUCAAACGCGAGCCCUUUGUUCAGCUCUUUGGAAGAUCCUUGUUUCAGAAGAACUUAUCGAAGCACUGACAACCACUGAAAUGCCUCUGGUCAAUGUCCUUGCAGACAUGGAGCUAUGGGGUAUAGGCGUUGAUAUAGAGGGAUGUCUUAAGGCAAGGAAUUUAUUGCGGGAUAAACUGCGGUCCCUUGAGAAGAAAGCAUUUGAAUUAGCUGGCAUGACAUUUUCAUUGCACAGCCCAGCUGAUAUUUCAAAUGUGCUGUUUCGACAGCUGAAGUUGCCCAUACCUGAAAACCACAAUAAAGGGAAACUCCAUCCAAGUACUGAUAAACAUUGCUUGGAUCUAUUAAGGAAUGAACAUCCUGUUGUCCCAGUUAUCAAAGAGCACCGCACUUUGGCAAAACUCUUAAAUAGUACACUUGGAUCAAUUUGUUCGCUUGCUAAACUACGCUUAAGCACGCAAAGGUACACUCUGCAUGGCCACUGGCUUCAAACAUCCACAGCAACUGGAAGGCUUUCCAUAGAGGAACCUAAUCUCCAAUCUGUUGAGCACGAAGUAGAGUUUAUAUUGGAUAAAAGUGGAAAGGAAGAUCGCUACAAAAUCAAUGCACGUGAUUUCUUUGUUCCUACUCAAGAGAAUUGGUUACUCUUGACGGCAGAUUAUUCACAGAUAGAGUUGCGACUUAUGGCACAUUUUUCUAGAGAUUCCUCUUUGGUUGCGCAGCUCAGUCAGCCAGAAGGUGAUGUCUUUACGAUGAUUGCUGCAAAAUGGACUGGAAAGACCGAGGAUUCUGUUGGUUCACAUGAUAGAGAUCAAACCAAAAGAUUGAUUUAUGGAAUUCUUUAUGGAAUGGGUGCCAACACGCUUGCUGAACAGCUUGAGUGCAGCUCAGAUGAAGCCAAGGAGAAAAUUAGAAGCUUUAAAAGUUCUUUCCCUGCAGUCACGUCUUGGCUUAACGAAACAGUUUCCUUUUGCCAGGAAAAAGGAUACAUUCAGACUCUCAAGGGAAGAAGGCGGUUCUUGUCAAAAAUCAAAUUUGGGAAUGCCAAAGAGAAAUCUAAGGCUCAAAGGCAAGCUGUAAACUCCGUGUGCCAGGGAUCUGCUGCUGAUAUAAUCAAGAUUGCGAUGAUAAACAUAUAUUCAGCUAUUUCUGAGGAUGUUAAUACUUCAGCAUCUAGUUCUUCAACUGAGGCUAGGUUUCACAUGUUGAAGGGACGAUGCCGAAUUCUUCUACAGGUACAUGAUGAGCUCGUGCUGGAAGUUGAUCCUUCUUACGCAAAAGAAGCUGCAAUGUUGCUACAAUCCAGCAUGGAAAAUGCGGUUUCACUUCUCGUCCCCCUACAUGUGAAGCUGAAGAUUGGGAAAACAUGGGGUUCUUUAGAGCCGCUUCAGGCUGAUUAAAGACAUCAGCAAAAUAUCAGUGUCUUUAAAUCUCAGCUUAAGAGCCUCGGAUUGUUUGAGCAACUCGCUCACAUGUGUAUUUUAUGGCUCAAAAUGCUCCCACAUUCACCACAGCUUGACUCAACGGUAUGCUCUGUUUCAUCUUCAAGUGAUGAAGAUAAAUGAUAUCAGUGGCUGCUUCUUUGUGACAUUCAUCGCUUGAAUAUGGAGGUGGAGAGGAACGGACCAUUCCAAAGGGAUAUUUGCUCCUGCUGUGUUCUGAGGGCUCUUCGUUUUAGCUUCAAAGAGAGUCUGUAAAGUACCAUUAAGAGUUUCCACAGUUUUACUUAGACAGUGACUUUUGACAUAACCAAAAAUCAUAUAGAAAGAUUAGGAAAAGUUUUCUCUCUUUUUCACUGUAAAUACUCUUAAUGUUUUUCUCAAUAUGAUGUGCUCAUUGAUCCAAAAGAGUAAAUGUAUUGGUUCAUUAUGUUCU